Messenger RNA from Rhincodon typus (whale shark), 2632 nucleotides. Its product is annotated as casein kinase II subunit alpha. The record is from RefSeq and is a predicted model, not a curated record. Gene Ontology annotation, cellular component: cytosol; protein kinase CK2 complex; nucleus. The coding region runs from base 989 to 2167 and encodes 392 amino acids. The transcript is spliced from 16 exons. Gene Ontology annotation, biological process: protein phosphorylation. Gene Ontology annotation, molecular function: protein serine/threonine kinase activity; ATP binding. NCBI's taxonomy places the organism in Eukaryota, Metazoa, Chordata, Chondrichthyes, Orectolobiformes, Rhincodontidae.
AAAGGGGCAGUGCACUGGCGUGCGGGCGGGCAGGCGCAGCCUCGUUGUAGCGCGGGGCUGGCGGGCAGCGCGGCGCCGCCAUAUUGUGGGGAGUCGGAGGGUUUUCCAGCGGCGAGUCUGGCCGCUCUGACCUGAGGGGAGCUCAGCAGGUUCACACACACACGUAUAUAUAAAAACCGAAAAAAAACCCUACAAAACAAAAAGAAGGAAUAAUCAUAAAUAUCCAGAGAGAGGGAAGUAAACUCGGAGUGAAAAAAAAUUUUAAAAAAAAACGAACCCCCCCCCACACACAGAUAUAUAUAUAUUAUAUAUGUGUAUGAAAAGCCAACAAUUCUGCCCACAGAAAGAGAGAAACAGCAAGUCCCCGCUUCCAGGAACAGGCCAAGACUAGUGGCCUCUGUCAGCUAUCGGUCUUUCAGCGCUAAAGGAUACUGUAGGGUACGAUUCUACAGACGGCCUUAUUUCUGGGAAUUUGUUUGAAAAUAUGUCCAUGUUAGACAUUGAAAUGUGACUCAUCAUCCAGUUUCAGCUCCCAGCAUCUCAGCCAUCAGUGUCCAGGCUUUGAGGCUUGAUGAGAACAUUUUUUCAUUGGCUUUGGAAAUGGAGCGAAGGUGGCAACUCUGAUUUGAAAGCCGGUCCACGACAUAAUACUUUUUUUAAAUGACUCGUGAGCGUGCUGUCUUUUUGGACAAAUUCUUGAGGAAACCGAAAUCGUCUGAUCUGAGAUCUUUUAUAUUCUGUUCUGCAAAGGAAAACCAAAAUUCAGUUGCCGUGCUUGAAAAUGGUGCUUUGCCUCUGGCUGUUGCUUGAAAUGAAAUUGAUGUAAUGAAAUUUUCAAGAAUUACUUCAUUCACAAUUUUAUUCAUAGUGAACCACAAAAGACCCUUCCCACUCUGCUGAUUGUUAGAACUGAAGAUAAUUAUCUGCCCCCUGGCUGCUGAGCCACUCAACAUCUGCUUCUGAGCUCCCCUCUGGCCUCCUAUUAGACAUGGCAGGACCUGUGCCAAGCAGGGCCAGAGUUUACACUGAUGUAAACACACACAAACCAAGAGAAUACUGGGAUUACGAAUCUCAUGUUGUGGAAUGGGGAAAUCAAGAUGACUACCAAUUAGUUCGUAAAUUAGGUCGAGGGAAAUACAGUGAAGUGUUUGAAGCUAUUAACAUCACAAACAAUGAAAAAGUAGUUGUUAAAAUACUUAAGCCUGUAAAGAAGAAGAAAAUAAAGCGUGAAAUUAAAAUAUUGGAGAAUCUGCGUGGCGGUCCAAAUAUUAUCACACUCCUAGAUAUUGUCAAAGAUCCUGUGUCACGGACGCCAGCUUUGGUUUUUGAACAUGUAAACAACACAGAUUUCAAGCAGCUGUAUCAGACCUUAACAGAUUAUGAUAUACGGUUCUAUAUGUAUGAGAUUUUGAAGGCUCUGGAUUAUUGCCAUAGUAUGGGAAUCAUGCACAGAGAUGUGAAACCACACAAUGUUAUGAUAGACCACGAGCACAGAAAGUUGCGACUGAUUGACUGGGGUCUGGCAGAGUUCUAUCAUCCUGGACAGGAAUAUAAUGUCCGAGUGGCCUCCAGGUACUUCAAGGGACCCGAACUACUUGUAGAUUAUCAGAUGUACGAUUAUAGCCUAGACAUGUGGAGUUUAGGAUGCAUGCUGGCCAGCAUGAUCUUCAGAAAAGAGCCCUUCUUCCAUGGUCAUGACAAUUACGAUCAGUUGGUGCGAAUAGCCAAAGUGCUAGGCACAGAAGAUCUGUAUGACUAUAUUGACAAGUACAACAUUGAGCUGGACCCUCGGUUUAAUGACAUUCUGGGCAGACAUUCCCGUAAAAGAUGGGAACGCUUUGUCCAUAGUGAAAAUCAACACUUGGUUAGCUCAGAAGCACUGGAUUUCUUGGAUAAGCUUCUACGAUAUGAUCAUCAAACACGUCUAACGGCACGAGAAGCUAUGGAGCAUCCUUAUUUUUAUCCAAUUGUGAAAGACCAGUCCCGAAUGGGCUCCUGUGCUAACAUGCCAACUGGUAGCACUCCAAUCAGCUCAGCCAGUAUGAUGUCAGGGAUCUCUGCAAUGCCAACCUCAUCACCACUGGGACCUCUUGCUGGCUCACCAGUCAUCUCUGCUACCAACACCCUUGGGACGCCGGUUCCAGCCACUGCGGGGGCUCAGCCUUAACAUCGCCCUCCUGACUACUUGUAACCCUGGCAACCGCCUGGUCACCCUUCUCCCCUCCACCUCACUCCUCCUCGGAAACAUGGGGAACCAGCUGGUCAUGUCACAUCUGAGCAGUUGCUUAUGGAUUCUCCGGAGUUCAAUCAUUUGAAAAGGAAAAAAAGUCUGAUUUUUACUUGAGAAUUUUUUUUUUCGUGUUUUGUAUGUCACCAGACCUGGAGACAGUAUAUCUCUCUUAGUCCUAACUAGGCCAUAAUGUAAUGCCUCUUUGUCAGAAAUUGUUGCCUACACACUGUUCUCAUGCACUUGUUCAGUGUUACCAUGUUUUUCCCUUGGGUUUUGAGUGGAGUUCGAGCAGAUGAUGUCACAUUGCGAGAGUUGUCUGCUGUAAUAAUUUAGUGGUUCGGAAAUAAUUUUCUUUGGAACAUUCAAAUGAUUUUUUCAUUAAAGUCUUAUUCCCAGACAUUA